AUGGACCCCGGGCUGCAGCGAGCACUCAACAGUGUGGCCCCUUCUCAAGACACAGCCAUGCAUGUACCUGCAGGCUCCGUCGCCAGCCACUUGGGAACCACGAGCCGGAGCUACUUUUACUUCACUACAGUCACCCUGGCUCUGUGUCUAGUCUUUGCUGUGGCAACCAUUAUGGUGUUGGUAGUUCAGAGGACGGACUCCCCUCCUCCUUCCCCUAGAGAGAUCUUCUUAUUUUUAGGAAAUUGCUCAGAGGACAUUGGAUGUAUCCUGAAAAGAGCUCCACUCAUGAAGUCAUGGGCCUAUCUCCAAGCAUCAAAACAUAUAAACAAAACCAAGUUGUCCUGGAACUCAGAUGGCAUUGCUGAGGGAGUUGAAUAUAAAGAUGGGAAUUUGGUGAUCCAGUUCCCAGGUUUGUACUUCAUCAUUUGUCAACUGCAAUUUCUCGUGCCUCAAUGUCCAGAAAAUUCUGUCGAUCUGAAGUUGGAGCUUCUCAUCAAUGGGGUGGUCAAAAGGCAGGCACUGGUGACAGUGUGCGAGUCUGGAGUGCAAACCAAAAAUAUAUACCAGAACAUCUCACAAUUCUUACUGGAGCACCUUCAGGUCAACAACACCAUAUCAGUCAGGGUGAAUGCAUUCCGGUUUGUGGAUACAGAUACCUUCCCUCUUGAAAAUGUGUUGUCCAUCUUCUUAUACAGUAGUUCAAACUGA
This is a messenger RNA of Chrysochloris asiatica (Cape golden mole), 708 nucleotides long. It is a transcript of the gene TNFSF8, whose product is annotated as tumor necrosis factor (ligand) superfamily, member 8. NCBI's taxonomy places the organism in Eukaryota, Metazoa, Chordata, Mammalia, Afrosoricida, Chrysochloridae. Gene Ontology annotation, molecular function: tumor necrosis factor receptor binding. The record is from RefSeq and is a predicted model, not a curated record. Gene Ontology annotation, biological process: immune response; CD8-positive, alpha-beta T cell differentiation. Bases 1 to 708 code for a protein of 235 amino acids. Gene Ontology annotation, cellular component: membrane. The transcript is spliced from 4 exons.